AAAACAACUAAACGUGAUCUUCAAGUGUUAUCCCUCAAGUUGCAUAUCUCCUGGAAAAAGAAUAUAUGCCAGACUGGUGAUUUUGCCUCAUUUAAAAGUUGUACGCAGAUAGUACUCAAUUUAGCCGCGUUUAUUACUAACGCUUUGAAAGCAAACCCGCUCCGUGAAACAGAGCCAACGGUCACUCUCCGUUACCCGCCAGAAGUCUACAAAAAAGCCCCUUGAUUUGAUUUCUAACGGCAAUUUCCCCAACUACUGACUCUUGAAACCAACCCGAAAUGCCUGCAGCAGUAACACUACUAUCACACAAUUACUUCCACAAUUCCCCGGCACCCAUAAUUGUUUCACAAAACCAAUUCGAUGCCCCGGAAACAAACCGAAACCCUUACGCUGUAACCAAGCCAAGAUUCUCAAAACCAACUCAACUCCGUAGAACCCAAUCCAGAACUUCACAAACCUUAAUUGAACCGAAGAAUUUAAAACUCACGCGUGCUCUUCCCGCGUUUAUUGAUUCUGGGUCGAUGGAAAAUGCACUCUCCUUGUUUGAAGAAAUGAACCACUGGGACUCCUACACGUGGAAUAUCAUCAUCAAGGAUUUAGUCGAUAAUGGGUUGUUCAAGCAGGCGAUUAAUUUUUUCCAUAGGAUGGAAUUUGAAGGAGCUAGACCGGAUAAAUUUACGUACCCAUUUGUGAUAAAGGCCUGUGCUGGGGUUUUGUCUUUGAAAGGAGGGGAAAAAGUUCAUGCAAAAUUGGUUAAGGUUGGAUUAGAUUUAGAUGUUUAUAAUUGCAACUCUCUUAUUUCAAUGUAUAUGAAAGUUGGGUGCGUUGAAUUGGGACAGAAUGUUUUUAGGGAGAUGGCUGUGAGAGAUUUGGUUUCUUGGAAUUCUCUGCUUUCCGGCUACCAACAAGUUGGUGAUGGCUUGAAUUCAUUGGUUUCGUUAAGAGAAAUGGUUUUGGUAGGAAUAAGACCCGACAGGUUCAGUUUUAUUAGUGGUCUCGGGGCUUGUUCUAUAGAGGGCUGUAGAAGAAGUGGGAAAGAGAUUCAUUGUCAGGUAAUUAGAGGUGGAUUUGAAAUGGAUCUUAUGGUUGAAACGUCGCUGAUUGAUAUGUAUGGCAAGUGUGGUAGCGUGGAUUAUGCAGAGAGGGAAUUCAACAGGAUAGUUCACAAAAACAUUGUCGCUUGGAAUGCUAUGAUUGCAGCCUAUGUCUCUAAUGCUUGUUUCCAUGAGUCAUUCUCUUGUGUUAAAGAGAUGCAAGAAGUUUUCAAGUUGCGUCCAGAUGCGAUUACUAUGAUAAACUUGCUCCCAUCUUGUGCACAAAUGGGAGCGGUCUUGGUGGGUAAGUCUAUUCAUGCUAGUGCAAUCAGAAAAGGGAUUCUCCCUCAUCUAGUGUUGGAGACUGCUCUGGUUGACAUGUAUGGAAGGUGUGGGAAGUUGAAACUAGCUGAACAUGUCUUUGUGCAAAUUAAUGGAAAGAACUUGGCGUCAUGGAAUGCAAUGCUUGCUGCUUAUGUACAGAAUGGACAGUACACAGAAGCCUUGGAACUGUUCCAGAACAUUUGGUAUGAAUCUCUUCAACCUGAUGCAAUAACAAUUGCAAGUGUCUUACCAGCAUAUGCUGAUUUAACCUCCUUGAGUGAGGGUAGGCAAAUCCAUGCUUUUAUCAUAAAAUUGGGGCUUAAUUCUAAUACCAUCGUCUCAAAUUCAAUUACUUACUUGUAUGCCAAGUGUGGAGAUCUCCACACUGCAAGGAGAUGUUUUGAUGGCAUGUUAUUUAAAGAUGUUGUCUCAUGGAACACAAUCAUUAUGGCUUAUGCCAUUCAUGGGUUUGGGAGAAUUUCCAUUGCAUUGUUUCGUGAAAUGAUAGAAAAUGGCAUUGAGCCAAACAAGAGCACUUUUGUUUCCCUAUUAUCAUCUUGCAGCAUUUCUGGCUUGGUUGAUGAAGGGUGGGAAUACUUUAAUUCAAUGAAAAGAGACUAUGGUAUUGAUCCAGGAAUAGAGCACUUUGGUUGCAUGCUUGAUCUUAUUGGUCGAACAAAGAAUCUUGAUCUAGCUAAGAAUUUUAUUGAAGAAAUGCCAUUUGUCCCAACUGCAAGGAUAUGGGGUUCUUUACUAGCUGCAAGUAGAAAGACCAAUGACAUAGCAUUAGCAGAAGUUGCAGCCAAGCAUGCUUUAUCACUGGAGCAUGAUAACACAGGGUGUUACAUCUUGCUUUCCAAUAUGUAUGCUCAAGCUGGGAGGUGGGAAGAUGUAGAGCAUGUCAAAUGUCAUAUGAUGAGACAAGGCGUAGCAAAAACAACCGGAUGUAGCGAGGUUGAGUCAGACUAUAAAAUUCACAGGUUCAUUGAUCAAGACAGGUCAAAUGCUCAAAUGAACAUGAUUUACGAUGUGUUGGAUAGUAUCUUGAAAAUGACAGGGGAAGGGAAAGAUGAUUAUGCUCGUAGUAUUACUAAGCUGAGACCGAAAGAUUUGACGAGGAAAAGACCAAACUCACCUGAGAACCACAGUGUAAGAUUGGCAAUCUCUUUUGGAUUGAUCUCCACGGAGGUAGGGAGACCUGUUCUUGUCAGAAAAAACAUUAGAAUUUGCGAGGAUUGCCACAAUGUUGCAAAGAAGAUUUCAAAGUUUACCAAAAGAGAGAUAGUAGUAGGAGACUCCAAGCAAUAUCACCACUUUCAAGAUGGAUGUUGCUCUUGUAGAGAUUAUUGGUGAUAGCUGUUGCUCUCUAGCCCAUCUAGCUACAAAGAAAAAGUUGUACACAAACCUCCUCUACCUAUUGUUCAAGACCAACGACAAAUGAGCAGAUUAACCAGACAUUGUACAGAUCACUUGAAUAGCAAUAAGAUUUCCCAUUUUUCCUAUA
Molecule: messenger RNA, 2862 nt
Organism: Theobroma cacao (cacao)
Lineage: Eukaryota; Viridiplantae; Streptophyta; Magnoliopsida; Malvales; Malvaceae
Product: Tetratricopeptide repeat (TPR)-like superfamily protein
Biological process (GO): RNA modification
Molecular function (GO): protein binding; zinc ion binding; RNA binding
Source: RefSeq, a predicted model, not a curated record